UCCUUCUUUCGGAUGUCUAGCUGUAAACUCUUGACCACCACAGCAGAGGAUGAGCGUCUGGGUUACUGGGUUAGCCUUUGAAUCUAGCCCGGUGUGGUCCAGCAGUAGUGCACACUUUUACGAGUUUCUGGAGAGCUAGAGUUGUUGAUCAAAGAGACGGCGUGACAGAGGAAUGCAAUCACACCCUUUUUUCUACAAGUUGAUAACUGUCUGACUUCAUAGCUCGGAACCUUUCCCUCGAGGAAGCGCUGGAAAAAGACUGAGGUUUCUUCUCGAGAAGCUACAAGAAGGUUAAGCGCGGUCAGCACUAUGACUGAUGGGGACUACGAUUUUCUGAUCAAGCUCCUGGCUCUGGGCGACUCGGGAGUGGGCAAGACCACCUUUCUGUAUCGCUACACAGACAACAAGUUCAACCCCAAAUUCAUCACCACCGUGGGCAUCGACUUCAGGGAAAAGAGAGUGGUGUACAGUACUAACAGCCCCAAUGGGACCACGGGGAAGUCGUUCAAAGUUCACCUGCAGCUGUGGGACACAGCAGGACAGGAAAGGUUCAGAAGCCUGACCACGGCCUUCUUCAGAGACGCGAUGGGCUUCCUGCUGAUGUUCGACCUGACCAGCCAGCAGAGCUUCCUGAACGUCCGCAACUGGAUGAGUCAGCUACAGGCUAACGCUUACUGCGAAAACCCAGACAUCGUUCUCGUCGGCAACAAAGCUGACCUGGCGGACCAGAGGGAGGUCCAGGAGAAGCAAGCGAAAGAGCUGGCGGACAAAUAUGGCAUCCCAUACUUUGAGACGAGUGCAGCCACAGGCGCACAAGUAGACAAGGCGGUGGUCACUCUGCUGGACCUGGUGAUGAAGAGGAUGGAGCAGUGCGUGGACAAGCCUGCAGCCGACGCCCAGAACACCGACGGCGCCAGCAAGCUGACUGCCGCCCCUGCCAGCGAAAAGAAAUGCGCGUGUUAAAAAAACACCAGGCCGCUCUUUGUUCCCCCCUCUACCCCGCAGUGGACAAACAUGGAAUUGCAGCUCAGCCCCGCGCGUGCUGAAGUGGUCAUGAAAAGUGCGGCGCUGGACAGCUUUCACUCCAACCCUGUCCGUCCUCGCUCACUGAAUUCAAGACGUGUGGACUUUACUUGUUUUUCGGCUCCAAUGCAUUUUGGAGCAUUUCUGAAAUUGUCUCCGGUAAACAAACCCCCCCCCCAUAAAUUUAUGACAGGAUAUCUAUUAACUAUGGCAAAGAUAACUCUAUGGGUUACACGCUAUACAAUCCACCUUUAUGAAAUGAAUGUUUUGGUACUUUGUUUUUGUUUCUCAUGCCUUGAAUUAUGUUAAAAAAAACAAACAAACAAAAAAAAACUAAUAUCUUUCUAAUAUCUUUCUUUUUUUUGCCUGUGCUAUCAUGUUUAGCAGCAAACAGCUCAGACACUAAAACAUAGUCAGUGUUGGUCGAAAAAGCAGUGGCUGAAUACUGUACACAUUGUCCUAAACGUUACAGUACGUUUACAUUAAAUUACAGUACAUAUACAGUAACGUAUUCAGAACACAUUCACAGCACAUCUUGGUAAGUUACACCGUUCCUCUGUUACGGGCUGGCAGGUUUCUUUGUUCAUACAAGUCAUGAAAAAUGAGCUCAUCCUUUAAAUGACGUUUCUCCUCAGUCCAGUGCUUCGGUCCACUGCUGCCCCCACAAUCCCCUGAGCAAAAGUCCAGUAAGCCGCCGAUGCUAAACUUAUCACUUGCAAGCAUGUCCACCACUGAGACGAUGAUCAUUCCUUUAAAAGAGCUCGGCAACUCUGAGGUAAGACACCGACUCUGAAAACAUACUUAUAACGGCCGAACUGCUGUUCAUGUGCCAAAAACGGCUUUUGCCUCUGGUUUGACCGAGUUUGCCUGCGACGAACACCAUUCGUAGAGUCAGCCUGAAAAAAACCCUGCAUGCUUGUGGGCAAGCGUUCAUAUAAAGUUACUCUUAAGGUCCGAAUGUCUGCCGGCACUGAUUAUGAUUUUUUUCGCUUUUAUUUUUCCUCUUAUUUGCCGUCUUGUCCUGCAGAAUUUCCGUCCCACCUUAAAUGAUACACGCACCAGAAUGUAGCUGCUGCAUCAUUUAGCUUCGGCAAACCUAACGAUCUUUUUUCAGCCUUUGCCAUCUUCAUAGCCCCAUCACGCCCAGCUACUGAAUGUAUAAAUUAUUAUUUUAACAUAUACCAGGCAUCACAUUAAGACCACCAGUUUCUACACUCACUGUCCACUUUAUCAGCUCCACUUACUGUAUAGCUGCACUUUGUAGUUCUACAGUUACAGACUGUAGUCCA
This is a messenger RNA of Pygocentrus nattereri (red-bellied piranha), 2312 nucleotides long. RefSeq names its product RAB27B, member RAS oncogene family (gene rab27b). The transcript has 6 exons. The coding region runs from base 310 to 963 and encodes 217 amino acids. Gene Ontology annotation, cellular component: melanosome; secretory granule. Gene Ontology annotation, molecular function: GTP binding; GTPase activity. Gene Ontology annotation, biological process: positive regulation of exocytosis; melanosome transport. NCBI's taxonomy places the organism in Eukaryota, Metazoa, Chordata, Actinopteri, Characiformes, Serrasalmidae. The record is from RefSeq and is a predicted model, not a curated record.